Messenger RNA from Entamoeba dispar SAW760, 2313 nucleotides. RefSeq lists its product as uncharacterized. The transcript has a single exon. The record is from RefSeq and is a predicted model, not a curated record. NCBI's taxonomy places the organism in Eukaryota, Evosea, Mastigamoebida, Endamoebidae. Bases 1 to 2313 code for a protein of 770 amino acids. Gene Ontology annotation, molecular function: GTP binding.
AUGUCUAAAGUAACAGUAAGAUUCUUCUUAAAUGGAAAAUCGAUUUCAACUAAACCACUGAAUUCACAGGACAAUUUGAAAACAGCAAGAGAGAAAUUAAGUGAAAAGAUAUCUGGUUCUCAUCAAUUCCUAACAAAAGAAGGAGAUUUAAUUGAUAUAAAUGAUGAAGAUUCAUUUACUAUAGAAGAUGUAAUUGGUUCAUCAAGAAUAAUAAAUAUCAAAGAAAAAGAAGAUAAAAAGGAAGUAAAAAUAAAAUUAAAUGACAAAUUAUUUAAAACUAUUGAAUUGGAUAAGAAAACAAAAUUAAGUGAUGUCAGAAAAUCAAUUCAAAAUAUUCCAGAAUCUGCACAUUUCUAUACACUUGACAACAACAUAAUUGAAAAAGAUGAAGAAGAUAUAUUUUUAGUAGAAGACAUAUUAAAUAAUGAUGAAAUUAUUAUUAAAAAAGAGAAAGAAAAUACACCAGCAAUGGAUAUUGUGGAUAUUGGAAUUGAUUUGAAUGGAAAUCCAAAAACAAAAAGAAAAUUAAAUAAAAAUUCUUAUCUUUCAGAUAUAAGAAAAGAAAUUGAAAAUAUAAAAAAUAUUCCAAAAGAUUUUAUGUUUAAAGACAAAGAAGGAUAUGAAAUACAAAAAGAUGAAGAACAGUCAUUAAAAUUAUCAGAUAUUUUAUAUGAUAACAAGAUCAAUAUAACAAUAGAAGUGUCUAACACUUCAUCAAAUGACCUUACAGAUUUAUCUGAACCAAACGCUCCAAUUGAAGGAAGUAUAAGAUUGAAAAAUCAUGAAGAAGGAAAAUUGAAAAUAUAUUUAUAUCCAAAUGAACCAUUUAAUUCAAAGGAUGAGAGUGAUGCAAUUGCUAUUUUAGUUAUUGGACAAACAGGAAGUGGUAAAACAACAUUAUUAAAUAGUUUUGUAAAUGCAUUAUAUGGAAUCAAGAUAACAGAUGAUUUUAGGUAUAUAAUUAUAAAUGAAGAUAAUUUAAAACAGAGUGGAGAUCAAUCUAAAAGUCAAACAAGUGAAGUAACAAUUUAUAAUAUUAAAAGAACAAAAAAAGCACCACCAAUAAAAAUAAUAGAUACACCUGGAUUUGGAGAUACAAGAGGAAUGGAGUAUGAUAAAGUAAUUACUAAUCAAAUCAAAAAAGCAUUUGAAACAAAAGUAUUAGAUUUAAAUGCUAUUUGUUUUGUUGCACAAUCAAGUAAUCCAAGAUUAACAGCAAGUCAAAAAUAUAUACUUGAUAAUAUUAUUAAUUUAUUUGGGAAAGAUGUGAAAAAGAAUUUUAUUGCUAUGCUUACAUUCUCUGAUGGUGAAACACCAAAAAUUCUAUGUUCACUACAAUCAAAAGACUGUGUUUUCAGUACAAUUAUUCCAGAAAUAGAUAAACCAUGGUAUUUAAAAUUUAAUUGUUUAUACAUUUAUAAGGAUAAUACCGAAAAUCCUUUAACACAAAAUUUUUGGGAAUUAAGUAUGAAGAACUUUGAUGAAUUUAUUAAAAAAGUAAAAAAAUUACCAAGAACAUCAUUAGAAAAGUCCAGAGAUGUUUUGAAGAGUAGAGAACAAAUUAAAACUGAAAUUGAGGGAUUAAGAAUAUCGUUAAAUAAUGGUUUAUCAAAAAUGAAUAAUAUAAAAAAUGUAGAAGAACAGAUCGAUUUGAAUCGUGAGAAGAUUAAUAAAAAUAAAGAUUAUAAAAUUCUCACACCAGUACGAAUACCAAUAUUAGUUGACUUAAAACCAGGAGAAUAUGUAACUAAUUGUUUGUAUUGUCAUAAAACAUGUCAUUAUCCAUGUUAUAUUAAAGGAGAUAUAAAAAAAGGUUGUUCUUGCAUUGGUGCUAAUGGAUAUUGUAAUGUAUGUGGGUGUCAUUAUAUACAACAUACAAACUCACCAUAUAGACAUGACGAAAAAACAGAAAUAGAAGAACAAACAUUAGAAAAAGUACUUGAAAGAUAUAAUGAAGGUAAAGAAGGUAUGGCUAGUGCAGAGGCUACGUUAGCAAUAUUGAAAAAAGAAUAUGAUAAAAUUAAAAUAGAGUGUCAUGGUAAACUAAUAAAAAUGGUAGAGUGUAUUAACGUAUUAUCAUCAAAUGCAUUAAAUGGUAAAAUCACUAGUUCUAAUGAUUAUUUAGACCAAUUAAUUGAAUCAGAAAAUGAAGAACAGAAAAGUGGAUAUAAAGAACGAGUUAAAGGAUAUAAAGAGCUAAAAGAAACAAAUGAAAUAAUAGAAUAUAUUAUGAAAAAACCAGAUUCAAAAAGUACGGAAGGUGAUAUUAUUAAAGAACUUGACAAAAUAAAGAAAAAAAUCAACACUAGAUAA